UGUUUGCAGGAACAAGUGAUCAGGAUGCCUGAACCCGCCAAGUCUGCGCCCAAGAAGGGCUCCAAGAAAGCCGUGACCAAGACGGCCGGCAAAGGAGGCAAGAAGAAGAGAAAGACCAGGAAGGAGAGCUACGCCAUCUACGUGUACAAGGUGCUCAAGCAGGUGCACCCCGACACGGGCAUCUCCUCCAAGGCCAUGAGCAUCAUGAACUCCUUCGUCAACGACAUCUUCGAGCGCAUCGCGUCCGAGGCUUCCCGCCUGGCUCACUACAACAAGCGCUCCACCAUCACCUCCAGGGAGAUCCAGACCGCCGUGCGCCUCCUGCUGCCCGGUGAGCUGGCCAAGCACGCCGUGUCUGAGGGCACCAAGGCCGUCACCAAGUACACCAGCUCCAAGUAAACCACCUGGUUACUGGCUAAACAACAAAGGCCCUUUUAAGGGCCACACACAUGCAACUUUGAGCCAGAAACCUUCUGAUUAACCAUUUCUUGGUUUUGUGACUUCAUUCUACUUG
Messenger RNA from Fundulus heteroclitus (mummichog), 514 nucleotides. RefSeq names its product histone H2B 1/2. Gene Ontology annotation, cellular component: nucleosome. NCBI's taxonomy places the organism in Eukaryota, Metazoa, Chordata, Actinopteri, Cyprinodontiformes, Fundulidae. The transcript has a single exon. Bases 25 to 399 code for a protein of 124 amino acids. Gene Ontology annotation, molecular function: DNA binding; protein heterodimerization activity; structural constituent of chromatin. The record is from RefSeq and is a predicted model, not a curated record.